UGCAAAAGCGAAUGGCCCUUUAUAAGCUGGAAGUGCCCGGAGGGACGCGGCCCCUGCCCGCUUUUCCUGCAAACCUGGGAAUUUGAAUCAUUUUUAUAUGAUUUUAAUAUAUAAAAUCAUAUAUUUAGGCCUCCUUUAAGGAUAGAACCCUCUCAAAUCCGUGAAUUGCCUUUCAUUACGUUUUGGGAGAAGAUAAAGGGUGGAUCCUGGACGUGACAUCCACUUUUUCUACCCAGAUGAGUCAAGGACAUCCACCAGCCCCAAGUUUCCCUUUGGAGGGUGUAUUGGAGCACAGCCUAGAAAAUGGACAAGCAAAAUGCAGCAUCUGCUGUACCAAUGAAUGGAGCAGUAGCAGCAAUCCCAGAAUCCCGUGCUGGGAUGUGCAUAGGAUUCUGGGAGCCGAUGGCCUUUGAGGAGGUGGCCUUGCAUUUCACACAGGAGGAGUGGGUUCUGUUGAGUCCAGCCCAAAGGGCUCUGUACCGAGAAGUCAUGGCAGAAAAUUACAGGCUCGUGGCCUCUCUGGUUCAGGAGCUGCAGCCAGGAAUAAAAAUGGAAGAAUGGGAACCAGCACCACCUCCGAACUCCAGGGAGAAAACGGAAAGAGAAGGAAGAGGCUCACCUGUUGCCCAGCUUGGGGCUGGCAAGGCUGCAGCCAGGGCAGCUUGGCAGUGGGCUGAGGAAGGUGCAGCUGCAGAGGCACAACAGGGGUGUGAAAGCUGCGGCCCAUCCUUUGUCCAGAAGGCAGCAGACCCUCGUGUCCAACAGAUGAUGCUUUGGCCCUCUCUGGAGCAUCAUGCAAAGGAUCCCCAGGCCUCUCAGAAGGGGCCCUCCCAUCUCCCUCAGCGGCCCAAUGGAAACGGAGUGAACCAGACGCUCCUGGAGCCCGGCGGUCAAGCUUACGAAAGCAUGGCACCUUUUGUGCGAGUGAAGGAAGAAAUUAUGGCUGAGGAGGACGGUGGCAGCGUGGAGAUGCAAGAGAGGCCAGACGGAGAAGAGUGGAGGUCUGUGGCAGACGUUGCUUGCCCCACAUCGGAGCAGGACUUGGCGAAGAUGCAGCUUUCUGCAGAGGCCAAGCAAGAAUUUGACUUCCGGGGAAGUGGUGAGCAAGCACUGGAAGCCAAGGAACCUUGUUGGCCAGAAAGACCUGAGCAACGGAGUGCCAGUAGAAGAUUGCGGGGAAAAAACACUAGGACCUGUUUCCCAAGCUCCAGAGCAGAGGAUGCUCCUGGAGUGAAGCAGGAGGCUGGCACCCUGAAGGAGAGUAAGCCUGACUUAGCUUCACUUUGUGAGGAAGGUGCUGCAAAUGUACACAGGUGGACUUUUCAUGGGGGACUUUUCAGCAGCUACGAAAGAAGGAACGGAGGACUGGAAUGUAUGAAAAGCCCCGAGGAUGUGGAUAGUUGGAGCUCACAAACGGGCAAAGAAAAAAGCUACAAGUGCUCCUAUUGUGGGAAGUGUUUUGGCGAGAGCUUAGACUUGGUUGCCCAUGAGAGAGCCCAUAUCGGGGAGAAAAUUUAUCAGUGCUCGCACUGUGAGAAGCGUUUUUCUCACCGCAUUGAUCUCCUGACUCACAAGAAAAACCACCAGGGCGAGAAGCCACACCAGUGCGAUUCAGAUUGCGUCAAAUGUUUCCGGCAGAGGGCAUUCCCAUCCGCUCACCAAAGAACUCACUCUAGAGAGCAGGUUUGCCAGUGCUCUGUGUGUGGGGAGCACUUCAGUUGGAGGUCGAACCUUAUUAGACACCGGAGAACCCACACGGGCGAGAAGCCCUAUCAGUGUUCAGAGUGUGGGAAAAGCUACACAAGGAAAACAGCACUCGAAAGACACAAGAAAACCCACGUGAGGGAGGGACCUUGUGAUGGGGGCGCCCCAAGUGUGGGUCAAGCUUCCAUAUGGGUUCUGCUUGUAUAAUUUGUACAGGAUUCACCAUAGGUAGAGGGGAAGAAUUCUUACUGGUGUCCACGCUGUGGGAAUAAUUGGCCAGGCAAAGACCAUGAUUUAUGAAAUGCUGAACAAAGAAGUAAAUGGUGUGGAAAUUGUGU
Varanus komodoensis (Komodo dragon) is the source of this 2042-nucleotide messenger RNA. RefSeq names its product zinc finger protein 135-like. Gene Ontology annotation, biological process: negative regulation of transcription by RNA polymerase II. The coding region runs from base 304 to 1911 and encodes 535 amino acids. The transcript is spliced from 6 exons. Gene Ontology annotation, molecular function: DNA-binding transcription repressor activity, RNA polymerase II-specific. Lineage: Eukaryota; Metazoa; Chordata; Lepidosauria; Squamata; Varanidae. The record is from RefSeq and is a predicted model, not a curated record.